Molecule: messenger RNA, 1449 nt
Organism: Triticum aestivum (bread wheat)
Lineage: Eukaryota; Viridiplantae; Streptophyta; Magnoliopsida; Poales; Poaceae
Exons: 3
Coding region: 221-1360 (379 amino acids)
Source: RefSeq, a predicted model, not a curated record
UCUAAAUUUAAAAGUAAUAAAACAAGAUAUAAUAUUAUCAACAAAUUUAAAAUAAAAAUAUAACAUUAAUAAACAGAUUAACCAGGAGUAGCAGCAGUAGCAAGCAAAACCUGCUUGUUUCUAAUGGGCGAGAGGCGCGAGAUCAGGAUUGGUAUCCGCACGCAAACUGUAAACCCUAAGGUUUCCUCACGUAAAAAAGAGGCCGCGAGGGUUGGAAACUAUGCAAGGUGCGUACCAUAGUGAGAUUGAGAUGGAUUCCAAGAAGGGUAGGUCCGAGAUGCAGAUGGAUACAGGGGCUACAAGCAAGGAUACGGCGGCUGGGAAGCGGAAGACGAAGAAAAAGGUACCUGCGACUGCGAUGGCAAAGAAGGCGGCGAAACCGAGCGUGAGGAAGAUAGACAGCACGGCGAAGGAAACGCGUCGCCGGGCGCCGGUAUACAAGCUGACAAUUCCUGUCGACGAUGAAGAUCGCGACUUGUUCAACGAACUGUGGAUGGGAACAUGGGGCGAUGUCAUCGUUUCCAUGGACCGAAAAACGACUGUCCCCAGCGUGGGCUUCACGGACCUUGUUUCCCCCAGGGCCAGCAUCAGCCUCGUCGACACUGUGCAGCUCUUUGAAGUCAGAAUCUCAACAAAAGAGGCCUCAGGUUUAGUGUGGCCGCUGCAUGUGUAUGGUUUUAUCGCCACGCGUGAUUCGGUGGAUUUCAAGCGCAAUAUCAUCUUUGAGCGUGAAAAGGAUGACUGCCAGAUCGUCAGUGAGGGGGUUCCAUACCUAGCACUGACUGGGCCUGCACGUGCUGUUGUGCUGGUUGAUCCUGUCUACUUUGAGGUUGACCUCAAGGUGAGUGGAGCUGGGCAAUCUGAGGAUCAAGAGCUAAUCUACGUAGCUUGUCCAUUCAGGAACACCCAGCCGCCUGAUUCAUCCCUGUUUACGUCUGUCUACACCAACAAGAUCAGCGCACUCGACUUGACAUUUGGCCACAUUGUUGGCUCAGUAGAGGCCUCGGUCAGUAUGAAAGUCAUCCAUGGGCCAUGGCUAGAUGGUUUCCGAGGCUCUUUCGCUGCAAGAACUGCCAGCAUAAAUGACAUGACAGUUUGGUUGCUUGAGAUCGGUGAUAAUAACGGGUUGCCUCUUGCUGAUGAUGGCACGAUCAAGCUUCAACGCCAUGUUGUUUGUGCUGAACUUAAAAGACGAGAGUAUCUGGAAGUUUCUGUCAGUGCUUAUGGCGUCGGUGGGCAACGAUUUGAUGACGGUCUGCAUUUUACACCUCAGGAACGCGGUAAACUUGAAGGUACACUUAAUGUUGAUUCAUGUGAGAUUGAGGUCACUGUGACCUGGUCCCUUAUCAAGUAUUGCUAGGAGGAAUCUAACUUCAGUGGUGUGUCUGGCAGUCGACUGUUUACCCUACUGUCCAAAUUCAAUAUGUUUGAAAUGCUAUUUUGUACUAU